Molecule: messenger RNA, 21542 nt
Organism: Ictidomys tridecemlineatus (thirteen-lined ground squirrel)
Lineage: Eukaryota; Metazoa; Chordata; Mammalia; Rodentia; Sciuridae
Source: RefSeq, a predicted model, not a curated record
CUUAAAGCAGCACCCACUUCUCAUUUCUCAUGAGGCUAGAAGUCAAGUGGACAGUUCUUCUGGACAGUUCUGGCCCCAGCAGGUUUCCCUCAUGCGGCUGUGGGUCAGGAUGAAUCCUCCAUGUUCUUCCAGUUUGGCCCAUCCAUUGAACAGCAAGCUUCCGUAAUGCUCAACAUCAUGGAAGAAUACGACUGGUACAUCUUUUCUAUUGUCACCACCUACUUCCCUGGCUACCAGGACUUUGUAAACAAGAUCCGCAGCACCAUCGAGAACAGCUUCGUGGGCUGGGAGCUAGAGGAAGUCCUCUUACUGGACAUGUCCCUGGACGAUGGAGAUUCUAAGAUCCAGAAUCAGCUCAAGAAACUUCAAAGCCCCAUCAUUCUUCUUUACUGUACCAAGGAGGAAGCCACCUACAUCUUUGAAGUGGCCAACUCAGUAGGGCUGACUGGCUAUGGCUACACGUGGAUUGUGCCUAGUCUGGUGGCAGGGGAUACAGACACAGUGCCCUCGGAGUUUCCCACUGGGCUCAUCUCUGUAUCAUAUGAUGAGUGGGACUAUGGUCUCCCUGCCAGAGUGAGAGAUGGAAUUGCUAUAAUCACCACUGCUGCUUCUGACAUGCUGUCGGAACACAGCUUCAUCCCCGAGCCCAAGAGCAGUUGCUACAACACCCACGAGAAGAGAAUCUAUCAGUCGAAUAUGCUCAACAGGUAUCUGAUCAAUGUCACUUUUGAGGGGAGAAAUCUGUCCUUCAGUGAAGAUGGCUACCAGAUGCACCCGAAACUGGUGAUAAUCCUUCUGAACAAGGAGAGGAAGUGGGAGAGGGUGGGGAAGUGGAAAGACAAGUCCCUGCAGAUGAAAUACUAUGUAUGGCCCCGAAUGUGUCCCGAGACCGAAGAGCAAGAGGAUGACCACCUAAGCAUUGUGACGCUGGAGGAGGCUCCAUUUGUCAUUGUGGAAAGCGUGGACCCUCUAAGUGGAACCUGCAUGAGGAACACAGUCCCCUGCCAAAAACGCAUAAUCUCUGAGAAUAAAACAGAUGAGGAGCCAGGAUACAUCAAAAAAUGCUGCAAGGGGUUCUGUAUCGACAUCCUUAAGAAAAUUUCUAAAUCUGUGAAGUUCACCUAUGACCUUUACCUGGUCACCAAUGGCAAGCAUGGGAAGAAAAUCAACGGCACCUGGAAUGGUAUGAUUGGAGAGGUGGUCAUGAAGAGGGCCUACAUGGCAGUGGGAUCGCUCACCAUCAAUGAGGAGCGGUCAGAGGUGGUUGACUUCUCUGUACCCUUCAUAGAGACUGGCAUCAGUGUCAUGGUGUCACGCAGCAAUGGGACUGUCUCACCUUCUGCCUUCUUAGAGCCAUUCAGUGCUGACGUAUGGGUUAUGAUGUUUGUGAUGCUGCUCAUCGUCUCAGCCGUGGCCGUUUUUGUCUUUGAGUACUUCAGCCCUGUGGGUUAUAACAGGUGCCUCGCUGAUGGCAGAGAGCCAGGCGGCCCAUCUUUCACCAUCGGCAAAGCUAUUUGGUUACUCUGGGGUCUAGUGUUCAACAACUCUGUACCUGUGCAAAACCCGAAGGGGACCACCUCCAAGAUCAUGGUGUCAGUGUGGGCCUUCUUUGCUGUCAUUUUCCUGGCCAGCUACACUGCCAACUUAGCUGCCUUCAUGAUCCAAGAGGAAUAUGUGGACCAGGUUUCUGGCCUGAGUGACAAAAAGUUCCAGAGACCUAAUGACUUCUCACCCCCUUUCCGCUUUGGGACUGUGCCCAAUGGCAGCACAGAGAGAAAUAUUCGUAACAAUUAUGCAGAAAUGCAUGCCUACAUGGGAAAGUUCAACCAGAGAGGUGUGGAUGAUGCUUUGCUCUCCCUGAAAACAGGGAAGCUGGAUGCCUUCAUCUAUGAUGCAGCAGUGUUGAACUACAUGGCGGGCAGAGACGAAGGCUGCAAGCUAGUCACCAUUGGCAGCGGCAAGGUCUUUGCCUCCACUGGUUAUGGCAUUGCCAUUCAGAAAGACUCUGGGUGGAAGCGCCAGGUGGACCUUGCUAUCCUGCAGCUGUUUGGAGAUGGGGAGAUGGAAGAACUGGAAGCUCUCUGGCUCACUGGCAUUUGCCACAAUGAGAAGAAUGAGGUCAUGAGCAGCCAGCUGGACAUUGACAACAUGGCGGGCGUCUUCUACAUGUUGGGGGCAGCCAUGGCACUCAGCCUUAUCACCUUCAUCUGUGAACACCUUUUCUAUUGGCAGUUCCGGCAUUGCUUUAUGGGUGUCUGUUCUGGCAAGCCUGGCAUGGUCUUCUCCAUCAGCAGAGGUAUCUACAGCUGCAUUCAUGGAGUGGCGAUUGAAGAACGCCAAUCUGUGAUGAACUCCCCCACGGCGACCAUGAACAACACACACUCCAACAUCCUGCGCUUGCUCCGCACGGCCAAGAACAUGGCCAACCUCUCUGGCGUGAAUGGCUCACCCCAGAGCGCCUUGGACUUCAUCCGCCGCGAGUCAUCCGUCUAUGACAUCUCAGAGCACCGCCGCAGCUUCACCCAUUCCGACUGCAAGUCCUAUAACAACCCGCCCUGCGAGGAGAACCUCUUCAGCGACUACAUCAGCGAGGUGGAGAGAACGUUUGGCAAUCUGCAGCUGAAGGACAGCAACGUGUACCAAGACCACUACCACCACCACCACAGGCCGCACAGCAUCGGCAGCACCAGCUCCAUCGACGGGCUCUACGACUGUGACAACCCACCCUUCACCACCCAGCCCAGGUCCAUCAGCAAGAAGCCCCUGGACAUUGGCCUGCCCUCCUCCAAACACAGCCAGCUAAGUGACCUGUACGGCAAGUUCUCCUUCAAGAGCGACCGCUACAGUGGCCACGACGACUUGAUCCGCUCAGAUGUCUCGGACAUCUCCACCCACACGGUCACCUACGGAAACAUCGAAGGCAAUGCGGCCAAGAGGCGUAAGCAGCAGUACAAGGACAGCCUGAAGAAGCGGCCAGCCUCGGCCAAGUCCCGGAGGGAGUUCGACGAGAUCGAGCUGGCCUACCGUCGCCGACCGCCCCGCUCCCCUGACCACAAGCGCUAUUUCAGGGACAAGGAAGGGUUGCGGGACUUUUACCUGGACCAGUUCCGAACCAAGGAGAACUCCCCUCACUGGGAGCACGUGGACCUGACCGAUAUCUACAAGGAGCGGAGCGACGACUUCAAGCGCGACUCGGUCAGCGGAGGAGGGCCCUGUACUAACAGGUCGCACCUCAAACACCCGUCGGGCGACAAACACGGCGUGGUCAGCGGGGUACCAGCUCCCUGGGAGAAGAACCUGACCAACGUGGACUGGGAUGACCGGUCUGGGGGCAACUUCUGCCGCAGCUGUCCCUCCAAGCUGCACAACUACUCGACGACGGUGGCAGGUCAGAACUCGGGCCGGCAGGCGUGCAUCCGGUGCGAGGCCUGCAAGAAGGCUGGCAACCUGUACGACAUCAGCGAGGACAACUCCCUGCAGGAACUGGACCAGCCGGCUGCCCCCGUGGCGGUGACGUCCAACGCCUCCGCCACCAAGUAUCCUCAGAGCCCGACUAAUUCCAAGGCCCAGAAGAAGAAUCGGAACAAACUGCGCCGGCAGCACUCGUACGACACCUUCGUGGACCUGCAGAAGGAAGAAGCCGCCUUGGCCCCGCGCAGCGUGAGCCUGAAAGACAAGGGCCGUUUCCUGGACGGGAGCCCCUACGCCCACAUGUUUGAGAUGCCAGCCGGCGAGAGCACCUUUGCCAACAACAAGUCCUCAGUGCCCACUGCCGGACACCACCACCACAACAACCCCGGCGGCGGCUACAUGCUCAGCAAGUCGCUCUACCCUGACCGGGUCACGCAAAACCCUUUCAUCCCCACUUUUGGGGACGACCAGUGCUUGCUCCAUGGCAGCAAAUCCUACUUCUUCAGGCAGCCCACUGUGGCAGGGGCGUCGAAAGCCAGGCCGGACUUCCGGGCCCUUGUCACCAACAAGCCGGUGGUCUCGGCCCUUCAUGGGGCUGUGCCAGGCCGUUUCCAGAAGGACAUCUGUAUAGGGAACCAGUCCAACCCCUGUGUGCCUAACAACAAAAACCCCAGGGCUUUCAAUGGCUCCAGCAAUGGGCAUGUUUAUGAGAAACUUUCUAGUAUUGAGUCUGAUGUCUGAGUGAGGGAAGAGAGAGGUUAAGGUGGGUAUGGGAGGGGUAGGGCUGCGGGUCGUGUGGUGCGCAUGUCACGGAGGGGGUCGGGGUGAACUUGGUUCCCAUUUGCUCCUUUCUUGUUCUUUUAGUUUAUUUAUGGGAUCCUGGAGUUCUGGUUCUUGCUGAAGGCAACCCUGGUGACCAGCACCAUCCCUCCUCCUUUUCACAGUUCUCCUCUCCUCCCCAGAUCUGUGCGCCAUUCCUGUUCCCAUAAGAGGGCUGAAACGGGCCCUCUCAGCGCGGGAGGGUUCAGAGGAGAAAGGAAGUACUGCAUGCGAGCUUCCUCCUAGCAGGGAAGGAAGAGCUCUUUGCCAUCUACCUUGAGUGAAGCCAGGAGAAGCAAAAGGAAGCCAUGUGAGCACGGGAGUAGCUUUUCCCAAACUUAAUCUUUCUGUUUAGGUGAGGAAGCAAAAGCAUCUAAGUGAGACCAUUUAGCAUACUGCUUGUGAAUGAAAAGAGGCUUUUGCUAAAUUCUUGUUGGGUGGAUGACAUCUGCACAGGGAUGGUGUGCCAAAGGGAGGGUAGGAGGCCUUGUGUGUUUAUAUAUAAGCCAAAAAAAAAAAAAAAAAAAGUUUGCUUCAACUCCAUGAGAUUCAUUAGCAGUGAACUGGAGUGAAAGGUCAUUGGUGGCUGAGGGGAUUCCUGAACAAACUAGAAAGUUCUUUAUAGUGUUAUAUGGUGCAUUGAAGGCAACAGCAGGGGAUCGUGUGUGCAUGUAUGUCCAUGUAUACUUGCACACAUGGGCGGUCAGGUGCCUCUAAAUGUAGAGAAGGCAACUUGACUCAUUGUGCUGAUUCCUUCCAUAUCCCUGAGCAAUGCACUCAUUUUGGCUUAUAUACAAACAGAGAGGGUCAUAUGUUAUCUGAGUGUCUGCUGUCUGUCCCCUUCACCUUCCUGAAUGAGGAAUGGAAGUUCUUGACAAAGAAGAUUCUGUGCUAAAAGCAAAAAAGAAAGGGAGACAAUCCUACAAAAGCAAGAUACUAAAAUGAUUUUUCAUUGAUUGCCAGUGAGUUCCAUUGGUUUGGGUCAAGAACUUUCCAGGAAGGCUAAAGGGAAAUAGAGGCAGCCAUAAUUCUUUUGCACACACUUGAGAGCAAAAGUCUCCAUAAAGCUCUGUUGAGCUUUUAGACCCUCAACUGGCAAGGUUUGGGGAGAAGCUCAGUAAGGCUCUGAGGAAGAGGGGAGUCAUUUAUGGUAGGGUAAGUGAGAGAGGGGGAUGUUUUCAAUGCUUUGAUCCCUUCUUACUUAGCCUGGAGCUAGAAAAGCAGGCUUGUUCCCCUAGAACUGAUGACAACUGAUAGGGAACAGACAGUGAAGAGCAUGAGCCUACCCCCGUGAGCACAGCUCGGGAGGCCUGGAGAGAAGGGAAUUGAUCUGGAAGUGGGGAACGGUAGGCGGGAGGGACUCUCCCACUACCUCCUUGGGCCUGGCUCCCUGGGAAUGUGACUUGAGCCCAGUGGGAACUCUCUUGGUAGAAGCCCUUCCACCUUCCUGCAACACCUCUGUUCCCUCUCAGAUUGUACCAUUCAAAAGUAAAUAUAUAUAUAUGUAUGUGUGUGUGUGUAAAACUCCAGGGAUGAGGGUACUGGCAGAUGUGAUGCCCCCUUCACUUAAAGUUGGAAAAUUGAGAAGGGAAAUGAGUAUUUGUCACUGCCGGUCCUGGAACUUGGGGUGGGGGUAUUCUAUGGGUCAGUUCCACUGUCCUGCCAUCCUCCUCUCACAGGGUGGCAUCCAAAGAGCCCCGGGUCUGAUUGGAAGCUUGACCACAGGAUCGCCUUGUUGCACACAGGACACAUAAACCAGAAAGGUGCUCAUCCUCCUCUGGAAGGAAGCUGCCAUGUCUCUUCACGUCACAUACUCCAGGGCUGCUCUUUGCCUUCCUGAUGGCCCUGCCUCACGACCCUUCCUCCUUCCCUGCCCUCGACUGCUGUCCCCCGUCCUCCUCCUUGAUUUUUACCUCAGUAUCUUUCAUUUUAAAGCCAACUGAAGGCCUUGUAAUGCUUUGUUUUCUUUCUAAAAUGAACGUGGGGGCAAGGGGCUGAACCUCUCACAGAUUUGGAGAGAGGAGCACGGAGUGCUUUACCUUAGAUUCAAGGAAAGACUUUGAGAGAGAGGACAGAGGGCGUGAGGCGUCUCUCCAGGAGGAAGAACGAGAAGGGCCAUAGAAACAUCGCUUCACCCUGGCUCUGUCCAAGGGUCAGGGGCUCAUCCCCUCACUCUUCCUCUUACCUCACCCCUUUAAAAUAAAAAAAAAAAAAAAAAAAACCAAACCAACUAUCCUAGCGAACAGCAAUCUAGAACACAGGGGGCUCUGUUGGUCUCCACUGGCUACAGAAAUCAAGAUGGUGUUUAUUUCAUAUGUAAAUAUUUUGUUUUCUAAUUAAUUUUGUAUAGAUAAAGUGUUCUCUUGUGAGUAUUCAGGGUGUUGGGCUGGAGGGAGUGGGGUGGGGAUGGGAAUGAAGGGGAAAACAGUGUUUUGUUACAGGUUUUUGUUUUCCGUUGGGGGAAUUGUUUUGUAUGGCUUUUGCUUCAGGGUGUCUGGAAAAAGUGAAUGUGAAUGGAAGCCACUAUGGUGAACAAGCCAGGGGAAAAUAGUUUGUGUCCAUGCCCCCCCACCCCCAAGCCAGUCUUCUCGCUGGUCUUUGAGAAGUGUUCAUGCAAUUUGGCCUGGGCUUUGCUGGGUCCAGUUUGGCUCCUAGCAGAGCCCCGUCGGACUGUGGUCUUCUGGGUAGACAUAGGGUACCAGCACUCCAUCAAAGACAAGCUGGUGGCACCAGAUUUUCUCUGUCAAUACCUAGCACAGCAAAGGUUCCCAAAAGGGUUUGAAACAGAACUGAGGUCAAAUUAACCUCCCAUUCACAGUGUGACUGAGAGGUUUCGGGAAGCUCCAUCCUGAGGAAUCUCCCAGUAGACUUCUCUGGUGUUUAGCAGCCAUCUCACCACCUGACCCUUUUCUUCCUAGUCCCUGGGCCCUAACCCUAGCCCCCUACCCCUCCCUUAGAAAUAUGUGCUGCGGCCACACCCAGAAAACGUCCACUGACUUAACUUUUUGAAGAAUGUGCCAUCUGGUUACACAGGGGUAGCACUAGAUUCGGGUCUUAGAAAUUCCCAUGCUUUGCUAGAAAAGAUGACCAGAUCCACUCACCAGUGGCUAGAUGAUUCCCUUAGAAAGAUUGCUGAAGUUAGUUUUAGAGGUAGCAGGUGGGUAUAUGAGGGACGGUGCCAACAGUGGCUUUAUAUUUGCCUUGUCCUCAUUACUGCCAUCAGGAAGGUGCUAUUUGCCUCACGUCAGGUAUUUACAACCUGACCUUGGGUUAACCAGACAAAUAGAAGUCUUUUCCUGGACCUUGGCUUUGUGGAGUGUGGCAGCCCUCUCUCUCCCUUUCUCUCUCUCUCUCUCUCUCUCUCUCUCUCUCUCUCUCUCUCUCUCUCUCUCCUCCCCCCCACAGAAUGAAAUUCCCAAGUCUAUAUAGCAUAUUACCCUAUUGCAUUUUUUUCCUAUACUUCCAUCAUCAGAAGCUGUCAGAUGAAUAAUUUCAUUUUUCUGAACCCCUUAUUUGGCUCUAAUUGAUCAUUUUUCAUCCACUGGAUGUUUGAAUUGGGACCAAGUAAGACAUUCAUGGCCUGCUCAAGAAUGCUUAAAAAGAGGAAGGCUAAGCAUUGUCAAGUUCUAGUUAUUACUUAAUUCCAGAAUAACAAGCAGUAAAAUGCAUGAGGAGGAACUCAGCAGUAAGCCCCAUCUGUAUCACAGACGGGUAUGGACCAAGACCCAAUCCAUCCAAAACUGUGAGAUUCUGCAGAUACCCUCAGGAGCGCCUAGUGUUCCAGUGUUCUUCAGAAUCCGUGCUUUCUCUCUUGUGUGCUUUCUAUCAUUCCCUACUACUUUGGAAGUGGGUUGGUAGGUAUGGUUCUGCAUCAUUCCAUUCAGUGGCAAUGCUGAAAUCUCAGUAUUUCCACCGACCUCAGUGACUUGACCCUUGAAUAUGCCUGAGUCAAGAAUGUGCACACCCUUCAGAGUGAUGCAUGUACAGUAGACCUUGUUAUUUCAAAAGUCGUCACUGUGUACCCUCAGCCAGAAUUUGGGAGACAUCCUUAAUGUGUGUUCCCUGUACUGGCCACAGCCAUGUUGUGAUUGGGGGAAAAAUCCCAAAUGAUUCCAUUAAAUGUUGGUGGUGUCAGUAGUGCCAAAACGCAUGUGUAAUGUGAUAAAAAUAGGAGUCGUCUAUACAGUUAAGUGAUUAUCACCCGCCCAGUCUUCCAUGGCCAUCAGGAGUUGCCCAAGGGAGAAUUCUCUGCAGAGUGCUGGUCACCUGCACAUCACAUUUAAGAACUAGGGUUUCUUUGUUUUUGUUUUGCUUUUUGUUUGGUUUUAGUUAGAUCAAGAUUUAGGGACAGAAUAACCAGAUUGUUUGGGUAAUUGCCUUUGGAAAGGCUAUUCCUGAACUCACUCUAUUUUUUUAAUCAUGGUCUCUCUAAAAAGGCCCUGUCAUUGCUUGACGCGCUGUGCAUGUCUGUUUUUGGUGUGUUAGGAAUGAUUCAGAUGUGCGCAUAAAUGAUGUAACUGCAGUGCCGUUAAUGAAUGCAUUAGGCAUUGCCAGGUACCGUGGCAGUACUGUAUGUGCUCUCUGAGCCCGAAGCCAUAUAGGAAUGUGUGCUCCACGGGCUGCUAAACGCUAUCGUAGAGCCUUUGCUUUUUACUUGAGUCCAGAGACUCUUCUUCCUGUCUAAGAAACUUUUCUGGAGGAGAAGCAGCCAAGGUGGGCAGUCAUACUGGUGGGUCUGGCCUUACAAAUGGUCUGUGUCCAUGGUGUGAUUUCAAGGUCCGGAAAAGGGUUCCAACUCCUGGUCUCCCAGGCAGAUUGGUUGCUUUAGCACUGAGCUGCUCCAAUGUCUUUUAAAUGAAAGCAAUCCCAGGAAGAGUGACAUAUUAAGCCAUAUUAGGGAUUUAUACAUUUAAACACCUAAUUUACAUUAGGAUUUUCAUUCCUUUUCCUGGGAAUAAGGGAUGAUACAAGAGGGAGAAAGCAGAGAACACCAGGAGUAAGAGCAGGGAACAAGGAUAUAGGUUCCAGAAGGGAAGACAUUUAAACCAUAUUUCAUUUCCACCUGCUUUUAUUCAGGGCUCAUGUGACAUUGGGAUAGGAUUCCUAGUUAGGAAUUGUUUACAAUACAAAUUCAGUAUCUUGUAGGGAGGUGAAGGACUGUGACUCUGUAGAUAAUGGAAGGUUGAUUCUUCUCCUGUUACAGAGUAGACAGCUAGGAAGAUCAAGUUGAAUUAAUAUAAUUUUUAAAAGUUCCUGUGUUAUCUGUUUUCUGUCCCAGUUCAAUUAAUCUUCCAGUUAACUGGGUUGUCCUGUAUUCUAUACUUUCCCACCUGCACACUGCGUACCCAUUUAUCCCAUCCCAUACUAACUGUUAAGGAGCCAGUUGACUAUCAGGUGCUACUUAACCUGGGGGCAAUUCUUUUUUAGGUCUAUCAGAUAUUUGGGGCAAUAUUAAAAUGCAGAUUAGUCUGAGAACUUCUAAUUUGAUCUAGCUCUAGGAUUCCAUUCUAGUUCGGGGGAUUGCUAUACAAUAUAAAAAAAUCACAAGAUGUCUGAAUAUAUCCCACCCUCAUACCCAUUUCAGUUGCACUGAUUCAACACGAGAGGGUUCCUUUGAAUUCUGUGACUUUAAAGAUAUAAUCUUUCUACUCCCCAAACAAAGGUCCACACCAAAAAACCUUAAAUGAAAUUCAGUGCUAUUUCCAUAUUGGUGGAGGUUAGGGCUUUCAGUUUACAAUAAUGAAGUGAGAGAGAAGAAUUUUUCUCAGAGAGUGUUGGGUCAGCACAGGGUGCUGGGAAUCAAGGGGAAAAGUUAACAAUUUUCCAUAUUUCUCUGCCACUGUGUUCAUGUGCAUCCAUUUCAAUGUUCAUCACAGUGAGGUGCUGGCACAGUUGCAUGCUUUAAAAUAUAAUUGUUGGUAUGGUUAUAAGGAUAAGGGCUCCUGAGAAGAACUGAAGGUGGGAAGUAGAGUAGAUGAGUAGAAUUACUCCUAGCCUUGGGACUCUGGUGUGGUAUGAAAAUUUACUUUGGCAAAGGUGAAAGAAAUGGAACUCAGUGCAAUUAUUAAAGGUACAAGCAAGAAGCUGCACACUCAUACUGUCAGAAAACUGUUAUUUUAAAGAUUUGGUUUCCACACUUUACACCUGAACUCUAUCUGUUAUUAUUUUAGUGCUGUGAUUUAUGGAAUGGAGCAGAUUCCAGUACUCUAAAGAAAAAAUAUUAUAAAAAUAAAAGAUCUAGUUAAAUACAUUAGUUCAACUAAACCAAUGUCUGUUGAGCACAUCCUAUGUCCCUGGGCUAGUGCUGGGAGGAAAAUAAUAGACUUUUAAAAUGGAGUAUAUUUUACUGACAUUGAAUGUAUGAAUGCAUAAGUACAAAAUAUUUUAAUGUAUGUAUUAUGUAUAUAUAAAGAAGUGUGCAUAUUAAGCCAUGUAGGUUUAAUAUUUUCUGGUUUUAAGGUGUGAGUUAAAGAUUUAUCAAUUAUGUUAUUUAAGAUUUAACUUUUUAUCACGACCUCACCUGGACCUCUUCUUUUGUAAUCAUUUUAUCUCCCCGAGUUAUCACUCUGAAAUUCCCCCUCUUACCCACAACCCCAGACUUUCUAUAUCUGACCUUCCUUCCUUUAAGUGCAUCUGUGGUUAAGGUUCAUGAACAGAUCUGGCUUCAUUUACUUCCCUUUUUGGUCAUGGGAACACACCAGUGACCCUGAGGUUCAUCAUAUCCGCAAUGCUCUUACCAGCAAUCUCUUUCUCCUCUUGCUUGCUGACUGUACCUGCUUUGCUUAUCUAAUGUUACACCCCAAUCUCCCAUCAUUCAUUCCAUCUCCAAGAGGAGGUCUUAGACCUGUGCUGAAGAGCACAGAAUCAGCCCCUUUCAUCUCACUUGAACUCUCCCAGCUUGGCCAUCUCUCUUGUUUUUGCUCUGCUGACUCCAUGUAACAUUCUCUAGGAUCAAAUUCGUUUCAUUUUCCUUUGAUUUUCAUUGUCUCUCUGUCAAAAGGCAAUCUUGUUUUUGCUGUGUUACCAAGAAAAGACAUCUGUGUAUUGAAUUCUCAUAUAACUCCUCUCUGCCUCUCAGUUUCUCUUGUCCUUUAUUCAUCUUUCCCAGCUUCCCUCUCAACUCCGUGCUCCUCUUCUCCAUGCUCUGACAUCAUCUCCAUCCUCUUCUGAGGGGCAUUACAGUUAGUAGCACUUCUCUCUAUUGCAUCUUUAAUCCCUUUGACACACCUGCCUGCCACCAUCACAGUAACCAUACCCUACAACUGUCUCUGAGGACAAACCAUUUUUCAAUCCAAAUAGAUUCUUGAAUCUCUGCCCUACCUCUGUCUACCUUUGCACUUCCAAAUUUCUCAAAAGGGUGUUCCCUCUCUCUUCACUUCCUUACCUAGUGCCCAUGGCUUUAUAAUGGGGCCUCUCCCACCACUCUGCUGAUAAACUACUGGCUGGUAAAUUCCAAUGAGAUUCUUGUUACAAAAUCCCAAACUCUAAUGACCUUUAUUCAAAUCCCCUUUCCCUGCUCUUCAGUCUUAUUGACACCACCUUAAACUAACCACAGGGAGGCAGUGCAUUCUGGUUUUGAUAUUAGCUCUCCAUCUGGUCCUUGGUGACCUCAUGGUUGCUGCUCUUCCUCAGCCUUGACAAGCUGCAGUGUUCCAAGUUUGACCCUCUCCACCUUCUCUCCAGGCAAUCUCUCUGUCUUUUACAACUUCGAUGACUCUGAAUGAAGACGAAUUUUAGACCUUCACUCCUAGACCUUACUUUUCUCUUCAGCUUAAUGCACAUAUCCCCUGUCACCUCACUUCUUAUUGACUCAGAUAUCCAAGACUAUCCCUGAAAACCAACAGAAUCCCCAAGUGACCCUUUUGGUUAAUGACUCCACCAGUCCUUUUGUCACCAAAAUGAAGAUUUCCCAGGCACUUCUGCCUCCUUUGUUUCCCUUGCCCCCCCACCCCCCGCCCAAUCUAACCAUUUGGGAAGUCUGUUAAUUCUUACCCCAAGAAGUUUCCCAGUCUUCCCUUUUCACUCAGGCUCUUCCCUCUGAUCUGGAUUAUUUCAACAACCUAUAACACACUAUUCUAAAAAUUUACAUUCGAAUCUACUCUUCUCAACACUCAUUUCCUAAAUACAAAUCAGAUCACGUUAAACCUCAACUGAAAAAAAAAAUCUUCAGUGAGCUUCACUUGUCAGUCUUCCAGCUGGCAAGCAUGACUCCCUGUUACUUACUUUUGUGUAUUCCAUGUUCCAGACGAUCUAAAUCACAGGCUUGUCCUUAACUGUCCCUUAACUGGUUUCCUACUUGUGUCUUUCUUUAAACUGUUUCCUCUGCCCUAAAUACUUUCCCCUACAUGCUCCAUCUCCUGCUUUUACAUAAUAUCCAUUUCCUCUAUAUAAAUCUUCAAAGACCAGAACAAAUAGUCACCGCAUCUAUUUCCCUUCAUCUUCCAUCCAUAAAAAAAAAAAAUAGGCAUUUUGUGAAUGUCCAUAACACUGUAAUUGUGUCUCCCUAGUAGCAGCUAUCAAAGAUCAUCUUAUUUCAUAGUUACGUGAGUUACAUCUCAUCUUCUCUGCUAGAUCCUAUCCAAGCUAUUUAUUCAUCUUUUUAUCCCUAUAACACCUCACAGAGCACCUUGUUUAUGAGAGGCACUAGCAAAUAUUUGAUAUUAUUAUAAAUUAUAAUUGAAAAUGAGUCACUUUAUUUUACCUACAGGAUACUUGAAUCAAUCUGCAGUAAAACUUAAAGGAUGAGUUUCCCCAUGUAUCUAUUUUUGCACAUGAUCACAGCAAUACACUGCUUACAUGCAUUUCCGUGUUAAUUAUUAUUUUCAAUGAAAAUUUAGAUUUUUCUAAGUUGUGUUUUGUUCUUUGGAAUUGUUCUCUGACUGUUUCAGGGUUAGUAGAAUGUAUACUAUACUACAUGUACACCAAUGAAAUAAGUGACAGGGAGGGGCCGUGAUGGAUGUUGAUCAAUGUUAGGUAUCAGGAGCUGUUCAGAUGCUAUGAGGGAAGCCUUACACUUCACUACUGUGGCUUGGUCCAACAACCUGACCUAUGCAGGGAUUCAUGUGUCUUUGAUCCAUUUUAAAGCUUUCUUUGCUUUUGCUUUUUUAAUCACUUGCAGUACCAGAAGGUCCUUGCCACAAUUCAGACUCAAAAAUCACACAGCCUUGUGGACCCCAGGUGGUGGUCUAGUAGGACGGAUAUACUUAAAUACAAUGAAUGCUGGUACUUUCCUCACCUGUGACUAUGCCAGAUCAUACUUGGGGAAACUGUGCUAGCAGCUCAUGACCUUAAUCUUGAUGGUAUUUCUUUCUUGGACUCUGAAUGAUUCUUACUCUUUCUGGGGCUUGAUCUCCAGGGUCCCUUCUCUCAAAGAGAAAAUGAAGAAUUCUGGCAAUUGAGCACAUUACCUCUGAUCUGUGUAUUUCAAAUGAAGAUAAAGUAGGAUUUGAAUGAGCUGGUUCAGAGAAAAAUUCUAGUCUCUAAACUAUUUUUUUUUUCCUCUGUAGCUAUGAAGGGAUUCAUUGCCUUGGAAAUGACCCUCCCUGUUACUUUUUCUCUGAGCCCUAUUCACUCUCUCCCUGUCCCCUUGGUUCUACUUAGCAAUAUGACCUACUCAUUUCUGGUCCUUGUCAGUGUCUAUCUCUCCAAAGAAACUCUUAGAGCUGGUACUGUCCUUUCACUUAAGUGGCUCUGGUAACCAAUAAUGUUCCCUUUCCUUCUCCUGGCCAGCCUCCUCUAUAAAUCUUAUUAUGUCAUUGGCCAUGAAUUAUUCUCCUUUGGGAGGCAUCUUCUGCCACUGUGUGCUAAUUUAAAGCAUACUAUAGAGAACCAGACUCAAAUAAGUUACAGACAGUGACAAGUCUCUUUUUCAAAAAGCAAAAGAAGUCCAUUCUUCAUUGAGACAAGAGGGGGUAGAGAAAUUAUCAUCGGCAAGCUUAUGAGAACUGGGGAGAUAUCUAGUAAAAAUUAAAAUUAAGUCUAGAAGAAUAAAAUUUUUUUUCAAAAUUCCUAUGAGGUCUACAUGAUCCUCCUCCUGGGAAUGGGGAUGGUUAACAUUUUAAACUCAAAUCCAUCACAUUAUAGUAUGAGGCAUUUUUAAAAUAAUGAAACAAAUAAUCUGGCCAUGGCUAGUGUGAGAGUUAGAAGGCAGCCAUUCUCUAUAAAUGAGGAAGGAAAUUCAUGAAUCUCUGUUAGUCCAAUGUUUUGCCAGUUUUACCCAUAAAGUAUUUAUUUUAUGUCAAAUUUUUGCUUGAAAAUACCUAUAAAAUGUAAGGGAGGGUAUAAAGAAGGAAAAGGACAGGAAGUCUACAAUGGAGACUUCCUUCAUGUCACAAAUAAAACUAAGAGGCUGUUGGAUACUGGCUUUGAUGACACCUUCAGGAAGUAGAGAACCUUCCCCCCCCCCGAAAAAAAAAAAAAAAAAAAAGCAAGAGCCAAAGCUGAUGAGCUCCCAGAGAUCCAUUUCUUUAGUCACUACCAGGAAGUGAAAGCUCACCUUAAGCUUUGAGCUUGUUUCCAUCUUUGGACCCAGGAGAGAAUUACCCUUAUUUUCCUCCUUUUUUAUUUUAUUUUUUCUUUUUUUAUUUUUUUGCUUGUAAUUUGAAAGAUAGAAGGAGGAGAGAUAAGAAAUAAAGAAAAACUAAGAAGCACUUUCUAGAAUCCACCUUCAACACUCCUUGUGGACUAUAGAUUGUUUGAUCCAAUGCCAGAAAUUCCAGGGCAGGUAACAGAGCAGGGAAAGUGUCUGGAAAGAACUGUACCCACCCUGAGAUGAGUGAGGGACCUGGAUUCUGCACUGUAACUCUGAAUGUUGAUAAGUCUGGCCAGUGCCCAGGUAGUUUGGACUGCAGCACUCAGAGAGCCCUCCAUCACCAACCUGGGCAAAGAGGGAGCAACUCCUCUUAACACCCCCACCCACAGAAUACAAGCCAUCAGGCCACAGCUCCAUCUGACCUCCUUGCAAGAAGAGACCCACAGUCUCUGAGAGUUGUAGAAGCCAUGUGCCAAGUUCUAUGGCUGCAGAAAUAUGGUAUGCUGAACUGUCUGCUUCUCUUAUAUAAGCUUAUCACCUGUUUUCAAAGGCAAUAUUUUUUUCCUUAAGAAAAAGAAUAUCAUCCCUGCCUAAAACUUCAGUCUUACUUAAAACCGUCUGUAUAACUGAUUACUUUCUUUUGAAUUCAAGGGCUGUUUUUAUGGUCCCCUUGGUUGUGAUACAAAGAACACCUGCAAAUCAGACACUAGUCCCUUACGUUGCCUGUGGCUGAGUUGUGCUCUUAGUGACUUAAAAUUUGCUUUCAUAAAUACUCCCAAACAGUACAACUGCAUGUAAUAAGAUGAUCUCUUUGUCAUGAGUGUUUGCAUGCUUGUGCACCUUCCCAAAACAGAGGCACAAGCACACAUGUGCACACAAGCACUCACAAUCUUACCAAAUAGGUCUCAAUUGCCAGUAUCAAUCACUUUAUGGUAGAUCAAAGUGUUCAUUGAGUACUGGAUGGAAAUACAUACUGUGUUCUUCCAGCCAGUGUUUUCUCUUCUGCUCUAACUAGGUGUGGAUCACUGACACCUCAAGGUUUGACAGAAAUAUCCAGCCUUUAUGUAAAAGGUGCAUUUCCUUUAUUUAUUGAACAACCUACUUAUCUUGCUGACUGUCCUAUUUUACCUUGAGAAAUUCAUGCAGUCUUCUGAUGUCCCAUUAAUGGAUCCAUGCUAAGAAGAUAGAGAAGCAGAAGCAGAAGUCAGUCCCCUGAGAACAGACAGUCUUGUUGCUUAGAUACAUUCAUAACGCAUGUGCCCACAUCUCUUGGAAGCAUCAUGAGCGGAGGUGGAGAGGUCUAUUCUCAAUGGGCCAAGAAUAGGGAUAAGUGCCUUGGGAGACUCGGUAAUUUUUGCAUUCUACCUCUCCCAGUGUCGGGAACAGGGAAAAUACCAAGACUUCACAUAGGAAGGAGACAAGGAGGAUAGAGGAAGAUCUAGGUAGAAGUCUUCUUGAGAAAAACAGAAGAUAGUACAAAUGCCCCCUUUCUUUGUUUGUUAUAAAUGAAUCGUUAACCAGGGCACUUAAGCUGUGUUUUCUUCAUUGCCUUUUCAUUUCUUGCGUUCUCUUACUUCUCUCUUUCAGUUUAUGGAUCGUGAAGUAUUCUGUAUUCUCUAAUUUGGCUCUGAGUAUCCCACCCUCAAACACACACAUGUUAGGAUGAGAAAUGGAGAACGCACAGAGCUUGAAUAUGUGUAGUUUUAGUGGUUCCAAACCAGAGCUCAACCCGUCCAGUUCUGUCAAUCCUGUUGUCAUGUAAUGACCAGGGUGGAGUCUACCAUACAUAACUGACAACCUGGGAUUUGGAAAAAAAACAAUAACUUUGUUAUGAGAUGGCUUCUAAAACUCUUGAGCAUUUUCAAUGAUCAGGGCAUUUCCUUAGGUUAUUUCUUGGUAGCAGACACAAGAGAUAGAUAGAUCACAAAAAAAAUGUGAAGAGCCAUUCCUUGAGCAUUCUUAGCCCUAAUUUCCUGUGUUAAAAGGCCCUGAGCUACAGCAGUUUCUAGCAUGACUCUACUUCCCCUCUUUGGAGAGGGACAGAGUUUCUUGGAUCACCAACAGGCCACUUAGAGCCCCACCAUGUUGACUCUAUAGUACAUUCUGAGUAAAUCAAAGUAGUUGCUAUGUGGAUAUGGGUAAAUUCACCAUUACCAUUUCUCCAAAUGACUUCCUUUGACAUGGAAAUAGGAUGAUUUUUAAUUUUACAGAUAAAAAACGUCGAAGCACAUUAAAAUUCGAUGAUAAGCUACAAGGGUUGUAUUGAAAAGUCUUGCCAGAACCAAACUUGUCUGAAUUUCUAACUCUCAAGUCUAACUCGGUAAUGCUGCCUGAAUCAUCCACUCCACCCUGUUUUCAGCAUCUAGCAGCAAAGACAUGAAAGCCAGGCAGCUGAUUUAGUUAAGUAUUUUCCAUGAAAUCUGUCUCCUUCAUAGGACCCCCCAACACUCAAACUCACACACUUGACCCACAUGAGUCUACAGAAACCAGUUGAAAGGGUCAAGAGCAGAGCAAGGAUUUGAAAAGCAGAAAGGGGUAGAAAACUUUCUGUAGUGAGGACAAGUUGAAGAUCAAAUUAAAAAUAUUUGAAUUUUGUGGAGUAAGGAAUUGUAAAUUUUUUUUUAUUAUCCAAAAAAUUUUGUAGCAUGUAAACCACCCAAAUAAAAAGCUCAAGAAAAAUCUGAGCCAGAGGAUUUCUUGCAAAGCAUUACACGGGACAGGGAGCCUUCAAGAAUGUGUCCAGGGCAGUUCUGAUGCUCUCAAGGUGUCAGUGGUUUGGGUCAGCCCACAGUGAGGAAGGUAACCUCAAGGGUGAGCCUCUUAAAAUCUCCUUCUGUGUCUCUCCCUCUAAUUUAGUCAAGUUCAAACAUGGCAAGCUUGAUUCCAAGGUAAAGCAUGAGGUUUUGAAAACAUAAGUAGAAGAAUAAGGAGGUCCCAUUCAAUGCAUUCCCAAAGGGAAGACAUAUAUCCCUCAGACCCAUAAAUAAUUGUUGUCUGCCUGAAUCCUCAAGGAAAUGAGGCAUGAAUGUUCCAAAGACUAAUGAACAUCUCCUGAGAAUAUUUGUGAGACCUUAAUUUUGCCCUCAUGAUUGUAAUGGUGAAUUCUCUAAGCAUGUAAUGGUGAAUUCUCUAGUCCAGGUGAUCCUGUAUCUACUUUCUCUUGUGACCCACCUAUUCACUGAUAGGUGGUAUUAAGCUUAGGAAGUAAUCCAUCUUCCCAAAGAGAUAGUGUCUUUUUAUUUUGUGCCACGAAGAGAUUUUGGUUUAUGCACAGAGCAUUCUGCUUAUACCAAUAACAGUUAAAGAAGUACCCUAGCUUAAUGUAGACUUAAAAAAAAAUCAUUUCACUCAGUCCCCAGAGGAAAGACAGGGAGGAAGUAAGAAAGAUGGAAAAGCCCUUAGAUGGGUUGAGUAAGGAGUCUUUUAUACCAUCUACUUUACAGUGUAUGUAUUCCCAGAGCCAGGUUUCAGGAGAGAAUAUGGCCAGAAGGAGGAAGUAACUUUUGUUUCUGUGCAUGGGGGAUGAGGAGGCUGGGCAACUGAACCAUCCUUAAGCUCAAAGUUUAAAAUCAAGCCAUUACAAACAUCCAUUCUCUCCUGCCAUUUUGUCUCCUGAUGAGUAACGUGAAAUCAUGAUAGUAUCAUAGUAAGCUAAUAAUGAGGGACAGAGGCUAUUCAACCUUUAUUCUGUGGUGACUUUCUUAUGAGUGCCAUUACAGAUACCUGGAUCAUGAUGCACCUUGAUGAUAAGUAACAGGGACAAGAGCUGAUGAGUAUUUGGAGCAUUUCAUUCCCCUAAGAUGACCAUUCCCUGUCUUGAACUAGAGCUAUAUUCACUGUGGGGUUGGAGGAAAAUAAGAAUCAUAGGGACCCUAAGGGCAUGAACAGAGAAUUAUUUAAUUGAAACCACAAAGCUCUUGUGCUUAGUAUUAAAUAUUAAAGUGGAAAUGAAAAAGGAAAUCCCCAAGCACAGCUGCAGACAAUACAGCUCAGGGAAGCGUGAUGGAGGAAGUUUUAGCAAGAAAAUCUAUACCUGCUCAAGACUGAAGCCACUAAACUUAAAGCAGUGUGCCUUCCUAUUUUGUAUAGAUUGUAGUUGGCCAGGGUACUUAGGUGUCCUAUGGAAAGGCACAUGAGGAUAAAGUUAAUUUCAGAGCCUAGGACUCUCCCAAGCAGCAGCAGCAACAACAAGGGUUUCAACUCUUUCCCACUGACUCUGGGGCAGAAGGGAAUUUUUCCAACAUCAUGGAUUUGGUCACUGGCACCUGGACAGCUCGCACUCUUCUUGGCCUCUUUCCUUCUGUAGCUGACAUGAAAGAAUGUAGAGCUCUGUUUGGGUAAGGUUUGUUGGAUGAAGCCAGAUAUUUUGGUGGAGGUUAAAAAAUGGGUAAAAGAAUUCUUAUCCCAGAGUUUUAACACUGAGCCACAGAGAGGUCUCCUAGGAAAAUGUGUAUGCCUAACACCAUCCAACCUCAUCAGGAAAGUUGGGGCCUUUCACAGUAUCUUUUCUUCAAUGAAACAAGCCAUAGGAUCAUUAUUCUCUGCAACAUCGUCUGUUCAACCUUGGAUGGACUGGAUCUGUUUCUGUUCCCCCCAGGGAGAUAAAUUAGACCAAGAACAAAACUCUCAUCUUUUUGGCCAGUAUGGAUUGUCUUCUGCUUUCCUUUGUUUAUUCAUUUUCUUUGCCACAUGAAAACUAACCUAUCUGGUCAUCACCAAACAUCCUACUGGCAAAAUAUGGUGUGGAAAUUCAUGAAGAUGAGUAGACUCAGUGCAUUUCAUUUAAUCCCAGUCGUCUUUGGAGAUACUGUCUAUCAAAGAAAGAAAGCUUCUUUGAGCCACUUUCCUGACAACAACAUGAAUUUCAGUGAUUGGUGCUUAUCAGAAAGAAUGAUUGCUGUACAAAGAGAAUGACUAAAAUGUCUAUUUUUAGCCAUUGUGAAGUGGAUUUUACAGUUGAAAAACAGCCUUCCAGGUCCCUUGCAUGGAAACUCUUCCUAACUUCCCAGCCUCUUGGCAGUAUUUUGGUUCCCCUACAUGGUUUUGGUUCCCACCACCAAUCACUGCCUUUUUGUCCUGAAAAAGGAAAAUAAGAAUGUAUUUCUUAAUUUUUUAUCUAAAUGAUUAGACCGUUAAAGGACUAUCUUGAUCAUAAUUUCUUUUUUUUUUUUUAACUUGGAAAGACAGAGAAGGAAAAAAAUAAAGAUAAGAAAGCAAGCAAACAAUGUUCCCAGAUGCUUCAUCUCAAGGUCAAGUGCUAGGAAAGCGAGUGCCCUCUGCUGAGAGCCUUGAAGUUAUACUGGAAAAGAGGGAGAGGCUCUGGAAUAUUAAGCGACCUCUGUGAGAGUGCUCAGGGGCUUUGGUAAGAUGCCUGUUGUGUGUGUGUGGAGGCAUUUAUGAUUUUUCUUGUUUUUUUUCUUCUCUCUCUCUUUUUGAAUUGUUUCAAGGCACAAGAUCUGUGGAGGAUGCGUGGUUUUUAGAUUGAACAUGCUGGUGACAUGAUACAAUCCUUAGCUCUUCCUGGCCCUAGGUUCCAAGGAGGCAAGUGUUUCUAAAAACUCAGUCAACGAGUUGUUGCGCGUUAUUUUUUAACGUCCUAUUGUAAUAAGAAAGAGAAAGUGGAGUGGGAAACAGAUUUAUUGAGAAGUAGACAAAAAGCUUUGUUCUGAAACAUGCUGUUCACUGAGCUGAGAAAAAUCUAGAAGCAAGAAAGGGGGGAGAGAGGGAGAGAGUAGUCUCAGGUGAGAAGAUGGUGCCCCCCUCCAGAUGCUCCGAUGAUUCCUGAGGAGUUGAGUUUGCCAAUCUCCUCUGUGCUCUGACAGGAGGAGAAGCCGUGCUGCCCUUGAUUGCUCAGAAAGGGUGACAGACUGACUUUAGGAAGAGGCAUCGGCUUUCUUCCAGAAAGACAUGGAUAAGCCAUGCACCUUGACUCUUCAAAAACUCAUCUACAAACCUGCAGGGCAGCUCCUCUCAUGAUUUCCAUUCUCCAGUCAAGACCAUCCCGAGUAGAAGAAACUCAUCCUUGUUGUGAUUACAUUUACUUAAUUUGAGAAGCCAAAGAGCACUGAGGAGAGCAGAGUAUAUCAGGGGAAUAGAGUUAGCUGAAUUUUUUUUUUCAAUUUUGGAAUGAUUGUGAAUCACAAAAUUAGGUCACCUCUGAAAGAGAAAAUCUUUUAAAUAAAAUUAUAUCUUCCCAUCCCCAGUGAAAACACCAGGUUUCUAAUCUGAUUACUGUUUACUUCAGAAAAGGAAAUUGGUAGAUUUGAUUAGAAAUAGACAUUACAGAUUGAUUUAAUCCUGGUUUUAUUCAUAUUAACAUGGAAUUUAUUGACUCUGACAUGAUCUUUUAAGCCAUAGAAUAUCAUUGAAGGGUGGUAGAUCAUAUUUUCUGAACAAACUAGGAAAGCGAAAACAUUAAGUAAUCCUCCCAAAUAUUUAAAGUCCAUCAAUUCUACUGUAGCCAUAAGGGAUUUGGGAGAAGGCAACAGUGGAGAAGAGGGAUUGAUUAAAAGGUGGUAAUAAACCCAAGAAAAAUUCUCACAUCUGAAAAGAAGCGUGGAAAGUGAGCUCUGUAUUUACCACUUAGAAAUUUGGUUAAAGAAUAAAUACCCAGGGUUUUUAUUUUAUUUUUCUUUAUUUUUUGUUAGUGUGUUUGUCCACCCCCCACCUCCCAACACACAUACAUCCACUCACUAGAACUCUUAUUUGGGGGAGAUGAAGGCUGCAGUUUCAGAACAUUUUUUGAAAGAUGGCUUAUCCAUGCAUGGAUAUUAAUUAAGUG